AUGGAUGGUCCUGUGGUCAUAUUUCCAAGGCCUAACCCAGACAAGGGCGGUUAUCCACUUGAAAACCCUUAUCAGCCUUCCCCCAAAUUAGCCGCGGAGCUUCGAACACCGGAGGAACAAGCUGCUAAGGCGAUAGCACCGGUGAAGGCUGAAUAUCUCCGCCCGCCUCCUUCGAGAACGGCUUUUAUGGCUAAGAUUGAAGAAGACGCCGGCAAUGACGUGGCCGAGAAGAAAACUGCUCCUUCAGGCGUGGUCAAGGAGAAGAAGUCCAAGCGGCAGCUUAAGAGAGAGCGGAAGCAGGAACAAAAAUCUGCUGUUCAUAUUUGUUCUGAGGUUGCAAAAAGUGGUAGGACAGAAGAUUGUCGAUUUGGUGGAAGUUGCCGCUUUAAUCAUGAUAUUAAUGCUUUCUUGGCUCAGAAACCAGCAGAUCUUGAAGGGGUUUGUCCUUUUGCUACUUUUGAAGGGUUAUGCCCGUAUGGAAUAACUUGCAGAUUUUUAAAUACACAUCAAAAACAGACUUUAGAAAAUCGGGAUAUUUCUAAGAAGAACUCUGAGGUUAAUAUUCUGAAGAAAGAUUUGCAAAAGCUUUUGUGGAAAAAUAAAUUUUCUUUUACCAAGGCAGAUUCUCAACUCAAAGCCCUGGGGUUAAAGGGGAACAAAAGUAUUGUGUCGAAGGCAGGAAAUGGUCAGUUGGACACCAAUCAAGAAAAUUCCAUUGUUUUGAAUGAUCUUUGUGCUGAUGAAGUUGAUGAUACUCGUUCUAUGAAUGCGAAUGAAAUGAGCCAAUCUCCAGGGAAGGCUAUAGAAACAAAAUGUUCAAGCGAUUCUUCAGACUUCUAUGAGUCUAGACGUCCGAAGAAGGUAAAAUCUCAUGUUGAUGGAAAUAUUGAAGCAACUUAUGGUGAGGUAGGUAAAUGUGAAAGGGAAAAUGAUCUUCCAAAUAAUAGUUUGCCUUAUUGUUGUGAAGGGGCCUCAAGCAUUAAAAUGUGUUCUAAAUCUGAUUUGAGUAUAAAGCCUCUUGCAAGGGAGAAAAAACUUGUUGAUUUUAGAGGGAAGCUUUACCUUGCACCUCUUACUACUGUUGGCAACCUUCCUUUCAGAAGGAUCUGCAAAAAUUUUGGGGCUGAAAUCACUUGUGGAGAAAUGGCUGUUUGCACUAAUCUCCUGCAGGGGCAAGCUUCCGAAUGGGCAUUACUAAGGAGACACUCGUCAGAGGACUUUUUUGGGGUACAAAUUUGUGGAGCAUAUCCAGACUCCAUAGCUCGCACUAUUGAACUUAUUGAUGAACAAUGUGAAGUUGACUUUAUCGACAUCAAUAUGGGAUGUCCUAUUGAUCUUAUUGUUAAUAAAGGUGCUGGAUCUUCUCUUCUUACGAAACCCAUGAGGAUGAAGAGCAUUAUUCAAGUAGCCAGUGGAACAGCCAAGGGGCCGGUAACUAUUAAGGUUCGAACCGGUUUUUUUGAAGGAAGAAAUCGAAUUGAUUCCCUUAUUUCAGAUAUUUAUGAUUGGGGAACGACCGCAAUAACUGUACAUGGUCGAUCCAGACAACAACGGUAUAGCAAGCUUGCUGACUGGAAUUAUAUAUAUCAGUGCACAAAUAAUGCUCCAACCGGUCUCCAAGUGCUUGGAAAUGGUGAUAUUUUUUCAUAUUGUGACUACAAUAAGCAUAUGGCUGAUUGUCCUGAACUUUCUACUUGCAUGAUUGCUCGUGGUGCUUUAAUUAAGCCUUGGAUAUUUACUGAAAUUAAGGAACAAAGGCACUGGGAUAUCAGUUCAGGAGAGCGGUUAAAUAUUUUUAGGGACUUUGUGAAUUUUGGUCUUGAACAUUGGGGCUCUGAUACGAAAGGCGUGGAAACAACUAGGCAUUUUCUGUUAGAGUGGCUUAGUUACACCCACAGAUACAUUCCAGUUGGUUUAUUAGAUAUUAUCCCACAGCGUCUUAAUUGGCGGCCGCCAAGCUACUCUGGCAGGGAUGAUCUUGAGACCUUAAUGCCCUUAAUGGCUUCCGACUCUGCUGCCGAUUGGAUUAGGAUAUCCGAAAUGCUGCUUGGCAAGGUUCCGGAAGGAUUUACUUUUGCUCCAAAACACAAGUCAAAUGCUUAUGACAAGGCUGAGAAUGGCUGAUUUUGCAAAUAUUCAUCUUUAGAUGCAGCUGAAAGAUUAUUAUAUGCAUCACCUUCCCUGGCCAGUUUAGAGAAAUUUUCCAAAAUUGGACAGAAGAAGGGAAAGGCUGCUUGAAAUGGGCUUCAAAUUUCCGGUGCUUGUAUUUCAGUGUUACACAAUUUGUUUGCAUAAUCAAGCAUUUUAAGCUUCUAAAUUGCUCAUUAAUUUAGUGAACGAUGGGCAUUUUGCAUAACUUUGUUACAACAAUGACAACAAACCUUCAUUGUUAUCCUAUUGAGUGAU
Molecule: messenger RNA, 2406 nt
Organism: Phalaenopsis equestris
Lineage: Eukaryota; Viridiplantae; Streptophyta; Magnoliopsida; Asparagales; Orchidaceae
Product: tRNA-dihydrouridine(47) synthase [NAD(P)(+)]-like
Exons: 12
Coding region: 1-2124 (707 amino acids)
Biological process (GO): tRNA processing
Molecular function (GO): metal ion binding; RNA binding; flavin adenine dinucleotide binding
Source: RefSeq, a predicted model, not a curated record